Achroia grisella is the source of this 1335-nucleotide messenger RNA. RefSeq lists its product as uncharacterized. NCBI's taxonomy places the organism in Eukaryota, Metazoa, Arthropoda, Insecta, Lepidoptera, Pyralidae. Bases 1 to 1335 code for a protein of 444 amino acids. The transcript is spliced from 3 exons. The record is from RefSeq and is a predicted model, not a curated record.
AUGAAAAUUGCUCUAAAACUACCCUUUCAAGUGAAAGUAUUUGAGGGCGCCCAUCUUCCUACUCCUCCCCCAAUUCCGGAGUACAUCCUUAGAGCAUUGGAAUAUACUAAAAGAGUUGCUCCACCGACAGUUACGGAUAAUAGAUCAUCAGACGGUUUUGGCAUAUUAGCUAUUGCCCAAAAGAUAGGAGCAAUAUUAUCAUACAACAUGCAGUGUGCCGGCUGUUUGAGGGCAAUUAAGGACCGAAAAUAUUUAUUGUGUGAGGGAUGCAAUCAGUUUUAUGAUCUGGACUGUGCAAAUGUAUCCGAACAGCGUUUUUAUAAUACAUUAGUUGAUGAACAUAGGAGAAAUUGGAGAUGUGUAUUAUGUGUAAGUAAGAAGCCCAAGAGCGAUAACACUAAUACACCAGCUCGUGCUGCUUUUCAAGCAGUCACAACUCAACGAGGAGGAUCUGUGAGGAGUCCGCUUCAUUUUGAUGUUUCUAUGUCGGAGCAACCAUCUAUUAUGGAUAUUCAUAAUGAUACAGCUCAAAAUGAAACUGUGGAAAUGUCAGACAUGCAGUCAUUGGCCUUAGAAAUGCGGCUAUUUAGAACUGAGAUGAUAGAAGAGAUGCGAGCUACUAGAGCACAGAUGGCGGUGUUAAAUGAAACUUUGGCUAAAAUAUCGAGCAGAGUCAUUAAAUGUGAAGAGCGUAUGGAUAAGCUCCAGGAGCGUCUGAGUGGUAUGGAACAUAGUAUAGAAAAUGGUGCAACGGAGGGCAAUAACAAGUCACUUGAGGCGUCUAUGACAGAGUUGAGAUUGGAACUGAACGACCGAGAUCAGGAGUUGCUAUUAAAUGAUGUAGAGAUUGCAUGCAUUCCGGAACAGAAAGUUGAGAGCCUUCCUCAUAUUGUCACUACUCUAGCAAAUAAAUUGGGAGUUCAAUUGACAGAUCAAGAUGUAGUAAGUGCCACACGCGUAGGAUAUGUAUCAUCGUCCUCUCAAGUAGGUGAGCACAGGCCGCGUCCCAUAGUGGUGCGUUUGUCUCGGCGCAUCGUUCGAGAUCGGUUAUUGCAAGCUGCGCGUGUACGAAGGGGUGCCACUACUGAGGGCUUGGAUAUACCCGAACCAUCCCGGCGGUUUUAUGUUAAUGAGAGAUUAACCAAAAACAAUAGACUGCUGUUCCGUCGAGCACGCGAUCUGGGCAACCAGAUGAACUGGAGAUACGUGUGGACAAGGGACGGCAGGAUAUAUGUGCGCAAGUUCCAAAAUAAAGAUGCUCCACGGUUUCGCAUAAGGACAGAAGAUGACAUUGCACGGAUUUUUGGUCAGGAUGUUGUUUGUCCCUCAGCAUAA